Mya arenaria is the source of this 1191-nucleotide messenger RNA. RefSeq lists its product as uncharacterized. The record is from RefSeq and is a predicted model, not a curated record. Gene Ontology annotation, molecular function: oxidoreductase activity. The transcript has a single exon. Bases 1 to 1149 code for a protein of 382 amino acids. Lineage: Eukaryota; Metazoa; Mollusca; Bivalvia; Myida; Myidae.
AUGUCAUGUUCAGAUGCAGUUUCUUCUAUUCUCGAGCAGACUAAUACCAGCAAGUACUUCAUCGAAUAUGAUGGCUACCUAAUAAACCAUGUGGCUCACGGGAUAGUUGCUCUGCAUCGUCUAGGAGCUCAACCAGAACGGAUCAAGCGUUUUGUCGAUUGGUACACUCCAAAGUUAGAGUCACCAGAAACAGACGUUGACGAUGACAGACCUUUUGAACAACUCAAGGGACAAAGAGUUGCCUUUUAUAAGAUUAUCAAAGAGUAUGAAAAACGGUUCAAAGUACUUGGUAGCGAUGUUAAUAAGCUGGUAAAGCAAGAAUACCCAGAACUGAGCGCAGGUCUGGCAGGAUCAGUUCUUCACGGGACCAUACAUCUCGGUUACCAUUUCGUGACUGGCAAUGUUCGUGGUGUAUUAGAAGGGCUGGCUUACACCCACCAUUCAUUCUUACCGAUCGUAUCGAAAAAAUCGUCUGAAGAGCUUGCAAAAUUUGGAAAUGGGGUUACGAACAUUUUGGAAGUCUUCGAUGAAGUUAGAAGAAACAAAGACCUGUGCGAAUCGAUUAUAGAAGGUUCAGAAAUGGAGAAAUAUACAGCAUGGAAAGUUGGAGGGCUUCUGAGAAAGGUUGGCUUUCUUUUGGACGAAAAAGGAGAUACGUUGUUGGAGUACGUGCUAUCUAUUGCAGUACCGAACGAGGUUAAAACUUCCCUAGGAACUCUCGAUCCUUCAAGACUGGCUAGAAAGGUUGUUUACUGGGCCGUUCUUGUCUACACAAUGUCAGAAAACAGAAAUGACUUUUUCUUACUUCACGGAGUAACUUGUGCGUGGAGCCUUUACCACAUUGUACCUGUGUUGGAUGAAAACGACGCUCUAAACGCGGUACGCAACUUCGCUGCAACUCUAAUUGCUGUCUAUAUUGCCCAGGAUGCACCUGCUUUGAAUGUCCCUGUACAUGACUUUGAACCAUCUGAUCAGGACUGGGAAACACUAAUCAAGCGUGUACUAGAUGAUGAUCGAGAUGAGCAUAUUUACAAGCUGCUGCAAGUUUGUCGCGAAAUGAUGCCAGAUUCUGCAAGUUAUGGUGAAGAUGCAAAUGUCUACUUUCAAGCAUCAAAAAUUGUGGUCGAUACGCAAGAGUUUCGGUUUUAAAACGACAGAAUGGUUAUUAGUAAAUGUCUGUAAAUGGAACAA